Molecule: messenger RNA, 639 nt
Organism: Dermacentor silvarum
Lineage: Eukaryota; Metazoa; Arthropoda; Arachnida; Ixodida; Ixodidae
Product: isocitrate dehydrogenase [NADP] cytoplasmic-like
Exons: 2
Coding region: 1-639 (212 amino acids)
Biological process (GO): isocitrate metabolic process
Cellular component (GO): mitochondrion; peroxisome; cytosol
Molecular function (GO): isocitrate dehydrogenase (NADP+) activity
Source: RefSeq, a predicted model, not a curated record
AUGCUCGAGACCGUGGUCCAGGUGCGGGGCGACGACAUGGCGCGCAUCGUCGGCGACCUGCUCCAGGAGAGUAUCAUCGAGCCGUGCGUGGACACCGACCAAAGAGCGUUCCAUCUGUCAAUCGAACAUCGCAACCAGACCAAUGACACUGUAACCCUGGAGGCCACCCAGGCGCUCAAGUUACAUAACGUGGGCGUCAAGUGCGCCACCAUGAUGGCUGAGAAGGACGUUCUCGAGAAGUACCAAUUGAAGCGCACGUGGAUGUCGCCCAACGCCGCCAUUCGCAACGCCCUUGGUGGUGACGUGUUCCGGAAGCCCAUCGCCUGCCGCAACAUCCCUCCGCUCAUGAAUAAGUGGCGCAGGUCCAUCAUCACCGCGCGCCACGCGUUCGGCGACCAGUACAACAGCCAGGACUUCGUGGUCCCCGGACCCGGCACGCUCCAGAUCAAGUACUCGCCUUCCAUCGGAGCUUACUACAACCAUGACAGACUCAUGGAGCUGUACCUGGACGCCAACCUGAGGGCGUUUGAUCUAUCAAUCGAACAUCGCAAGGAGAUCAACGACACGAUCACCCUGCAGGCCACCCAGGCGCUCGAGGUACACAACGUGGGCGGCGUCAAGUGCGCCAUCACGUCCUAG